This is a messenger RNA of Macrosiphum euphorbiae (potato aphid), 765 nucleotides long. The record is from the annotation of a GenBank genome assembly. Lineage: Eukaryota; Metazoa; Arthropoda; Insecta; Hemiptera; Aphididae.
AUGUCGAACAGCAUACGGUUAAGUGGACUGUAUUUGACGAAACUGUUCUUGCUUAAAUUGGGAUUUUCGUGUCUGGACCUUUUGAACGCAGGCAUGAAGCAAUCUGGCGUGUAUUAUUUGCAAAUCAGGGGUACGGCCUACUGGUACCUGAAGGUGUUCUGCGAACAGGAGAUAGCGGACGGAGGUUGGACGGUUAUACAAAGAAGAGAUGACAUUGGAGAUCCGAUACGUGAGAAUUUCAAUAGGGAUUGGACAGAUUAUAAAAAUGGAUUUGGCGACCCUACUAAAGAAUUUUGGAUGGGAAAUGAAAACAUUUACAUGCUGACCAGUAACGAUGAAUAUAUGCUAAGAAUCGAGUUGGAAGAUUUCGAAGGAAAUAGAAGGUACGCUCAAUAUUCACAUUUCAAAAUUUACUCGGAAUCCGAAUACUACAAGUUAGAGAUUGAUGGAUAUGAGGGCAACGCCGGAGAUUCACUGAACGACCCGUGGUACGGAAGCAACAACAGUCCAUUCUCUACGUACAACAGAGACAACGAUAGAUCGAGCUUGAACUGCGCAUCGAUGUUAAAAGGAGGCUGGUGGUGGAAGUCUUGUGGAAGAGGGCUCAACGGAUUGUAUUUAAAUGAUCCACAAGAUUUAACAGCCAGACAAGGUAUCGUGUGGUUCCGCUGGAGAGGAUGGGAUUACACUCUGAAGAAAGCGCAAAUGUUAAUCAAACCAAAGGUCACCGUCAUUCCACCGUUACCCGUCGUCAACGCCGUUUGA